AUGACAUCCAGAUGCAAAGAAAAAUCCCACCCCAGCAGCACAGUCAUGAAGUCUGAAACACAUUGCCCCAGUAGCAACCCCGACUGGGCAACUGCAAUCAUGGAAAAUGAUGCAUCCAAGUCCCCGAAUAGUCAUAAAAAUGCCAGCCUGAGUUUAUUUCUCAGCAAAGCAGCAUGUAAAGACGCCGGUGCCACAGUCACCGCUGAGAUCCAGGGGGUGAUUGACGCCUGUGUGAAGCUGACCGGGAUGCCAGACCUCACCCUGGGGUCCUUCAUGAACCCCAGAUUGCUGGACGACAUUAGCUUCCAUCCCUGUGUCCGUUUCAAGCGCUGGGAAUCUGAGCGCAUCCUCUCCUUCAUCCCUCCUGAUGGCAACUUUCACCUGCUCUCCUAUCACGUCAGUGCACAGAACCUGGUUGCAAUUCCAGUCUAUGUCAAACAUAGUAUCAGCUUCCGGGACAGCAGUUCACUUGGAUGCUUUGAAAUCACAGUGGGACCGAAGCAGACCAUGGGAAAGACAAUAGAGAGUGUGAUUGUCACCAGCCAGAUGCCCAAAGGAGUCCUGAAUAUGAACCUCACUCCAUCCCAGGGGACACACACGUUUGACCCCGUGACAAAGAUGCUGUCUUGGGAUGUAGGAAAAAUAAACCCACAAAAGCUGCCAAGUUUGAAGGGGACAAUGAGUCUUCAGGUCGGAGCUUCUAAGCCAGAUGAGAACCCCACAAUUAACCUACAGUUUAAGAUCCAGCAGCUGGCCAUUUCUGGACUCAAAGUGAACCGUCUGGAUAUGUACGGAGAGAAGUACAAGCCCUUUAAGGGCAUCAAAUACAUGACCAAAGCCGGGAAGUUCCAAGUUCGAACCUGAAGGACACAGGUCA
This is a messenger RNA of Peromyscus leucopus (white-footed mouse), 877 nucleotides long. RefSeq names its product AP-3 complex subunit mu-2-like. Lineage: Eukaryota; Metazoa; Chordata; Mammalia; Rodentia; Cricetidae. The record is from RefSeq and is a predicted model, not a curated record. Gene Ontology annotation, biological process: endocytosis; intracellular protein transport. Gene Ontology annotation, cellular component: clathrin adaptor complex; cytoplasmic vesicle.